AUGAAGACAGAUCAAAAACCUUCCGGAGUCGACAGCAGUUCACAAAAGGAGCCCAUGGCCUAUGAAGACUUCCGUAAACGACUCCACCCACACAAUUGUAAAAGCUUUUCCUAUAGCUCCUUUUACAAGGAAAUUGAGUCGAUUUAUGGAGCCAUGGAUGAUGACAAUAAAUUCUUUUUGUCGUGCAUCGCUAUGCUCUCGGAAAAUGAAGUGGUGAAGAGGAGGCUUUUGACAAAUUGGUGGGUCGGUGAGGACAAAUUGAAAACUUCAAAUUCUGAAAAAAAGACACCAGAGGAACUUGUUGAUGAAAUUCUUGACAGUUUCAGGGCAAAGGGCUUAAUCGAGCCUGCAGAAAAGCUGGGAAAAGAGAGAGUUAAAAACUAUAGAAUGCAUCCCCUUGUGCGCUUUGCUGUGAAUAGGCUUUCAGAGAGCAAGUUCUUUGCUUUUAAUAACAACGGAAUUCUGACUGCAAAUAUCUCGAAGUCAAACAGGGCUUGCAUUAUUAAGUAUCCAUACCAAGAACCGGAAUAUUGGAAGAAUACGGAAAAAAUCGCUACGGUAUUCAAUGUUAGUGAGCCUUUUCCAGAUCUCAAUUUGCAGCAGUUGACAAAGAAGAAAGAUUCAAUUCUGGGGGGGGAAUGGAUAUCGAAGAUUAGAAACGUCAAAGUUCUUUAUCUGGGAAGAUGGUCGAAAUCCCCUGACUAUCACAUAGAGGUGGAGAGCUUUGAAUUAUUAAAAGGGUGGAAGAAUAUGAAAGAGUUAAGGCUACUUAGCCUUCAAGGGAUCUCCAAUAUUAACAAGCUUCCAAGUUCCAUUGGCCGGCUCAAAAAUUUGAUAAUCAUAGAUGUCAAGGAAUGUCAUAAUCUGGAGGCACUUCCAAAGGAUGUUUCCUGUCUCAAUAACCUCACAUACUUGGAUGUUUCUAAUUGUCAUAUUCUGGAUCGCAUGCCCAAGGGGAUAUCAUCUCUUAAAAAACUCCAAGUCUUUAAGGGGUUUGUCAUUACUGCUGAACCAAGCAACAAUUUAGGUGCCCUUGAUGAUUUGAAAGAACUGACAGAGCUGAGGAAACUAUCUAUCAUUGCAAACAGUAACCACUUCCCAACGAUAAUAGACCUGGGUACUCUCCUACAAUUUGGAAAGCUUCGAAUUCUGGCAAUAGCAUGGGAGUCAAAGCAAGGCAGUCAUGGAACAAAAGGAUUGACAAGAACUGGAGAAACCAUUCAUCCUUCGCUCCUACCUGAAAAGCCUGCGCUCCUACCUGAAAACUUGGAGAAAUUGAGUCUUCAGGGUUUCCCUAAGCCAAAGAUGCCAUCUUGGCUAGUAGAAACUAGUAAAUAUAAAUGCCUAAAGAAACUCUGCAUCAGAGGAGGAAUGCUCAAAACUCUAGGUAAUGAACCCCUACGGUCGGUUCAGACUCUAUACUUGAAGUUCUUGAGUGACUUGAAGACAGAUUGGAAGGAAUUGCAGGAACGGUUUCCGUCCAUGGUUCACUUGAAGACAGUGAAGUGCCCUAGGGUCACCUUCUGCCCUUGUGACGAGUAUGGGUAUUGUUAUCUGGUAUAA
Molecule: messenger RNA, 1563 nt
Organism: Juglans regia (Persian walnut)
Lineage: Eukaryota; Viridiplantae; Streptophyta; Magnoliopsida; Fagales; Juglandaceae
Product: disease resistance RPP13-like protein 4
Exons: 1
Coding region: 1-1563 (520 amino acids)
Source: RefSeq, a predicted model, not a curated record